CCAUGAAGGAGCCCCGGCAUCGUAAGGACAACCGGCGUCCGGACCUGGAGAUCUACAAGCCGGGCCUCUCCCGCCUGAGGAGCAAGCCCGGCCCGGCGAAGCAGGAGCUUCCGAGGACGGAGGGCCCCAAGGAGGAGAACCCGGGCCCCAGGGAGGAGGCCCUGCCCUCCCAGCCCCCGCCCGAAGACCAGCCCCCCAACGGCUUCCUGGAAGGCGGCGGCUCCUCCUCGCAGGGCCGUGGGGGGAACCCCGAAGACUGGUGCCCGCGCAUCAUCCGGCGGGCCAAGAAGCCCGACCAGCAGAUCUACCAGCCUGGCAAACGCCUGCAGGCCUCGCCCCGAGAGGCGGGGGCUGCCCCCCUGGGAGAGGAGGAGCUGCCCGCGAAGGAGGAGAGGGGGGCAGAGUCCGAGAAGGAGGCCGGGGGCCCCGGCAGCGGCCCCAGGAAGCCAGGCGACCAGGACGGAGGGCAGCUGAGCCAGGAAGGGGCCAAGCCAGGGAGGGGGGAGAAGGGCCGGCGGGCCGAGCGGCCCCGGAGGGCCCGUGAUGACCUCGGCCAGGGCAAGGGCAGCCCCCCCAAGCGCUACUCCCGGUCGGACAAGCGUCGGAGCCGCUACCGCACCUGCAGCACCAGCUCGGCCGGCAGCAACAAUAGCACAGAGGGGCUCCCGGGGGAGGCGGAGGUGAGGAGGAAGGCCCCGGAAAGGCCCCGCCCACAGAAGCAGCUCUCCGCCUCCUCCACCGACUCCCUGGAAGAGGACAGGGCCGAGGAGGCCCCAGAGGCCAGGAGGGGCCCUGAGCACGGCCGGCUUGGCCGGGGCCUGGACCCCAGAGCAGCCCAGGGGGGCAGCAGGGCCUCCGCGGCCUCCCAGCCCGACUGGCGAAAGGGCGGCAGGCCCUCCGGGGCCACCCCCAGGGACCCCGCGGAAGCCGGGGAAGGGAAGCCCCAGAACCGGGGCCGAGGCAUCCUGGUGCUGCCAGCCAACACGGACCUGACCCCCAGUGGCACAGGGUCCCCCGAAGCCCCCCAUGGAGGAGGGGCCCGGCUCCUCUUCGGCAGCGGCAAAGGCCCUCGUGGCUGGAGCCGGGGGGGCACGUCCCGUCGGCUCUGGGACCCCAACAACCCGGACCAGAAGCCGGCGCUGAAGAGCCCCGGGGCCCAGCUGCAUUUCCUGGACACGGACGAUGAGGG
Molecule: messenger RNA, 1189 nt
Organism: Pseudonaja textilis
Lineage: Eukaryota; Metazoa; Chordata; Lepidosauria; Squamata; Elapidae
Source: RefSeq, a predicted model, not a curated record